AUGCUGGACACAGAGGUGACAGGCAGCCAGUGGACAAGGCAGAGUCCAGGCUCCAGCCGACCAGAGCUGCUCUGUGCUGCCGAGAUGAGGACAGGCGCUGUCCUGCUGGUCUUGCUGCUGCUUGGGGUGUCAGUGGAGGAGGUUCACAAGCGCCCCCUGACCAGGCCCCAGAGGGAGCUGGCUCAACACCACGGGGACGAGGAUGACGAGGGUGAGGACGUUGGGGUGAACGGCUAUGACGAUGAUGAUGAGGAGGAGGAGGAGGAGGCCGUCAUGACGGGCCCUGGGGACAGAGCCCAGCUGCGAUGCUACUUCUGCAAGACUGUGCAUAAGGAGGAGCCGUGCACAGAGCUGCAGUCCUGCGGCCCCAGCCAGCCCUCCUGUGAGAUGGUCAUCACCCAGAGCGAGACCGAGUCAAGAUCUUUGGCCACCUACUCCGGGUGGUGCGCAGACACUUGUCAGCCCAUCAUCAGGACCUUCGUGGGCACCCGGCUGACCGUGUCCUGCUGCAACACCGCUCUGUGCAAUAGGCCACCCUGGCAGACCCCAGGACCCCAGGACUCCCUGGAGGAUGAGGUCAGAAGGCAGCCGGGGAGCGAGGCCCGAGGGCAGCCAGAGAGCAAGGAGAGAGGACGGCCAGGCAGCACAUCUGGGAAGCGGCCGGGAAGCACGACCCGAGGGCGGCUGGACAGCAUAGCCAAAGGACAGCCUGGGAGCAGGGCUAGGGGUUCCCAGGGCAGUGCCCCCACUGUAGGCACAGCCCUUCUGCUCAGCCUCCUGGCUGGCCGGCCAGCAGUCGGGUCCUGA
Molecule: messenger RNA, 807 nt
Organism: Elephantulus edwardii (Cape elephant shrew)
Lineage: Eukaryota; Metazoa; Chordata; Mammalia; Macroscelidea; Macroscelididae
Gene: GPIHBP1
Product: glycosylphosphatidylinositol anchored high density lipoprotein binding protein 1
Exons: 5
Coding region: 1-807 (268 amino acids)
Molecular function (GO): acetylcholine receptor inhibitor activity
Source: RefSeq, a predicted model, not a curated record